GGACAGGUGGAAGCUCCGGUUUAACGAGCCGCUGUUGUUCUCAAUACAAAGAGAAGGGAGCCGGGGAAACACUUUACAUUCACACUAAGAGAAAAACGUGAACUCUUUCCCGUGAAUUCAAACAUUAUCCGCGAAAUAAAAGAAAUAAUUAUCAGCGGUUUUUGUGUGAAAAAUGUUCGACCGAAGAGAGAAAAAUUCAUCAGUAACUGCGCAGUCAUAGUUUAAUGGGAGCGGUGACCUGAGCAGAUAUGGCAGCUGACGACAAGGUUGCCAUCCUGACGGACGACGAGGAGGAGCAGAAGAGGAAGUAUGUAUUGGCCGAGCCGUUUAACACCCUGUCGAUGGAGCGGCAGGUGGGCGUCACCACAACGCCUGCGCCCACCACCGACACGCCGCCCGAACAGGCCCUGGCCUCGCAGCCCGACUCCAUCAACUGCUGCCAGAGGAUGUGCCUCCGCAUCAACAGCCACCUCCUCAUCUCCAAAAUCUUCUACUUCUUCUUCUACGCUGCCUACGGCUCACUGCACCCUCUGCUGGCCGUGUACUACAAGCAGCUCGGCAUGUCGGCCAGUCGCAGCGGGCUGCUCGUCGGCAUCCGCUACUUCAUUGAGUUCUGCAGCGCCCCCUUCUGGGGGGUGGUGGCUGACCGCUUCAAGAAAGGGAAGGCGGUCCUGCUGUUCUCUGUCUUCUGCUGGCUGGUGUUCAACAGCGGCAUCGGCUUCGUCAAACCAGCUGAGAUGAAAUGCGAGGAGAAAGGUGCUUCUCCCACAACUACGGUGACGCCGGUGAUGACGACUCUCCCUGACAGUAACGUCACAAAUCUGAACAACUCCACCAACCACACCAGGAGACGCCGGAGCUUUCUAGACCUCACUGGGCUUCCUGAACUCCCGCACUUCAGCUUGUUCCACAGGCGUGUACGAAGAGCUGACGCCACCACGACAUCACCACCCCUCAUGCCAGAUAACACCACACAGCUCGCACCUAAUACCUCCCAACCCACCACCACCUCCACCUCCACCACCACCACCACCACCACCACCACCACCUCUGCUGCUCCAACCAAAGCCAAGGAGUACCAGAUCAUCUACAACGAGGACCAGGUGGAGACCAUCUUCCUGCUCAUCCUGCUCGUCAUCAUCGUGGGCGAGUUCUUCAGCGCCCCGGCCGUUACCAUCGUGGACACCGUCACCCUGCAGUACCUCGGUAAAGCCCGCGACCGCUACGGCCUGCAGAGGAUGUGGGGCUCCCUGGGCUGGGGUCUGGCCAUGCUGCUGGUGGGCAUCUGGAUCGACCACACGCACAUCACCGUCGUGAUCGAUGGCGUUGGCUGCAUCCUGCCCGACUUCCGCCUCCACAACUACCAGAUCGCCUUCAUCGUCUUUGGCGUGCUGAUGGCCUUGGCGUUUGUUGUUGCCACUCAGUUCUACUUUGAGAAAGGCGGCGACUACCAGCAGGAGCUUCCAGAGGGCGUGGUGGAGCAGACCAACAGCCCGAGGUCGAUAACGGACUCCAGCUCCUCGGACCAGACUCCCAUCAGCCCCAGCGCCUCGCAGGAGUUCCACUACAGCGAUCUCCUGAAGCUUCUCUGCAGCGUGCGCUACAGCUCCGUGCUUUUCGUCGCCUGGUUCAUGGGCUUCGGCUACGGCUUCGUCUUCAGCUUCCUCUACUGGCACCUGGAGGACCUGAAGGGGACGACCACGCUGUUCGGCGUCUGCUCCGUCCUGAGCCACGUCUCUGAGCUCGCCGCUUACUUCACCAGCCACAAGUUCAUCGAGCUGGUCGGACACGUCAGAGUGCUGUACAUCGGCCUGGCCUGCAACACGGCUCGUUACCUGUACAUCUCCUACCUGCAGAACGCCUGGACCGUCCUGCCCAUGGAGGUCCUUCAAGGUGUGACCCACGCCUCAGUUUGGGCAGCUUGCAUCUCCUUCCUGAGCGCCGCCGUCCCCCCUGCGCUGAGGACGUCAGCGCAGGGGAUUCUGCAGGGCCUUCACCUGGGUCUGGGCCGCGGCUGUGGAGCCAUGGUGGGGGGAGUGUUCGUCAGUUAUUUUGGUGCUGCAGCGACGUUCAGAGGAAUCGGCAUGGCCUCCCUCGUCAUCCUCCUCAUCUUCGCCUUCAUCCAGUGUUUGUCUGGAGAGGCUGAAGACAAAGAGGAUAAAAUUUUAGCUGAGAACAUCCCGGUCCCCUCCAGCCCGGUUCCCAUCGCCACCAUCGAUCUGGUGCAGAGUCAGAACGCCGCCGGCAGCCUUUCUCCGGUCCGACAGGCCGCCGUCUUGCCCGUCAAGAAGACCAAGCACCAGGAGGAUCAGGAGGACGUGACCCGGCCGGCCUGGGUGCUCUCUGGAGCCCCGUGGGUCACCAUCGCCUUCGCCAUCGUCCAGAUCAAAGAGAUGAUGAACCUGGCGAAGAGCAGCGGACCGCCACCAGAGAACCAACCACUGCAGGUACCUGAUGAGCCGGCGUCUGCUGAGUAUGUGGCGGUGGUGACGACGCACACAAGUUCAACUGAUGAUGGCACAGAUUCACGGUCGGCCACCUCAGAAUCAGACACACAACCGAACCCCACCCGCCAUAACAAAGACCAAACGCACCCACCCUCAGAGGGGGGAGGGCCUAAAGAAAACCCUGCCUUCACAGCAGAAAACACAGACUGACGUUCUGUUUAGAAACUAUUUAAUUUACUGCAAAAACAUCCAUAUUAACACGUCACUUAGUCUCAAAGUCAGUCUGUGUAAAAGUCUGCUUCCACUGCACUUCUGUCAGCUUCUUGACAAAACACUGUAUUUGUAUAGAGUUAUUGUAAAAAAUGUAAAUGAUCAUGAUGUCCAGAAACAAGUUGUAGAUACUGUUGGAACGGGUUGUUUUUCCAGCAGGGACAAAUGAGGUGCGUUAGGUCCAAGGUGAGCAAAUCCAACUCACCUCGGAGCUCUGUGCACUAUGUUAACUGCCCUUUAACGGUGGAGCGUGAAGGAAAAUCCUUCGAGUGUAAAGAAUGUGCCUCUGAAGUCGUUUGUUGACUUCAUUUACAUAAAGAAAGUGAGGAAAUCUGACAAAAAUUCAACAGUUCGAUUCCACAGUAACGAGCAGCAUUUAGAAGAAGUGACGACAUUAACACAUCAGAUCAAUUUUUAGGAACUGAUCGGGUUUAUCAGGUUAUUUAUCUUUCAUGCAUUUUAAUACAGAGGUUCCCAAUCUUUUGUGCACCACAGAUGGUUUUUAUAUUGACUGAGUCACUGUGCACACUGCUUGUUUAGCUGAUUAAUAUUAGUGACAAAUACAUUGUGUUUCCUGUAACUUCUUCACAAUAAAAGCUGGUGUGUGUUUCACCAGUUGAAGCAGCAGCAG
Messenger RNA from Seriola dumerili (greater amberjack), 3348 nucleotides. RefSeq names its product major facilitator superfamily domain containing 6 (gene mfsd6). The transcript is spliced from 7 exons. NCBI's taxonomy places the organism in Eukaryota, Metazoa, Chordata, Actinopteri, Carangiformes, Carangidae. Gene Ontology annotation, cellular component: plasma membrane. Gene Ontology annotation, biological process: antigen processing and presentation of exogenous peptide antigen via MHC class I. The coding region runs from base 249 to 2657 and encodes 802 amino acids. The record is from RefSeq and is a predicted model, not a curated record.